Monoraphidium neglectum is the source of this 1596-nucleotide messenger RNA. Its product is annotated as WD repeat domain 51A. The coding region runs from base 1 to 1596 and encodes 531 amino acids. The transcript has 9 exons. The record is from RefSeq and is a predicted model, not a curated record. Gene Ontology annotation, molecular function: protein binding. Lineage: Eukaryota; Viridiplantae; Chlorophyta; Chlorophyceae; Sphaeropleales; Selenastraceae.
AUGCCUCAGGGGCAGGCACCAGUGCCUUCAGCGGCGCUGCUAUCGCAGCCUGACGACCCGACGCUCGAGCGCUCCUUCCGCGGCCACAAGGAUGCGGUCACAUCCGUGGCAUUCAACAGCAACCUGAAGCAGCUGAUUUCGGGGUCGCUGGAUGGCACCGUGAUGGUGUGGAAUUUCAAGCCGCAGCUGCGCGCCUUCCGCUUCGCCGGCCACACGGCGGCGGUCUACUCCGUGGCCUUCUCCCCUACGCACUCGCUCAUCGCGUCCGGGUCCAAGGACCGCAGCGUGCGCCUAUGGCAGCCCACUGUCGAGGGCCGCUCCACGGUGCUCAAGGCGCACACAGGCACCGUGCGCUGCGUCCACUUCAGCGCCGACGGCCGCACGCUCGCUACGGCCAGCGACGACAAGACGGUGAAGCUCUGGAGCCUGCCGGCGCAGCGGUUCGUCUGCACGCUGGCGGGGCACAGCAACUGGGUGCGGACGGCGCAGCUCAGCCCGGACGGGCGGCUAGUCGUCAGCGCGGGCGACGACCGCUGCGUCAAGGUGUUCGACAUCGCCAGCCGCAAGGUCAUCCGCUGCUACGAGGACCCGACGGGCGGGUCCAUCAGCGCGGCCGCGUUCCAUCCAGACGGCACCGCCCUGGCCAGCGGCUGCGCCGACGCAAGCAUCAAGGUGUGGGACCUCCGCAGCGACGCGCUGCUGCAGCACUACCGCGCCCACACAGGCGCCAUCACGGGCGCCGCGUUCCACCCCAGCGGCAGCUUCCUCCUGACCUCCUCCCUGGACACCACGCUCAAGGUGUGGGACCUGCGGGAGGGCCAGCUCUUCUACACGCUGCACGGCCACGAGGGCGCUACAAACUCUGUCGCCUUCUCGCCGGGCGGCGACUACUUCGCCAGCGCCGGCGCGGACGAGCAGGUGAUGGUGUGGCGCACCAACUUUGACCGGCAGCUGGACGGGUACACCUUGGGGGCGGUCGUGAGAGAGGCGGGCGAUGCGGGAAUAGGCGCCACCCAGUCUCAGGCGGCGCCACAACAGCAGCAGCCACCGCAGCAGCCGGCUUCGCGGGCGGUCGACGGCCCGGCCUUACAGCCGCGCCCCACCUCAGCGGCUGGGGCGGCAGGGCGCCCGCGCAGCAGCAGCCCGGCGGGCGCGUUGCCUUCCGCCGCGUUGCGGCGAGACGGGCCGCAGCAGCAGAAGCAGCAGCUUGCGCCGGCGGCUGCGCUGGCGCAGGGGCCGGGGGUGGCGGGAAAUUUGUACGCAGCUGGACGCUACACGGAGGCCGAAUCGAAUGUCUCCGACACUGGCGAGAGCGGAGACGUCGGGGACAGGGCAGCGGCGGACGGCGCCGCGGCGGCUGCAGCGGCGUGCGAGCGGCUGGCUGCGGGCGGUGCGGCGGCUGCGGGUGGCUUGGGGCAGGCGGCGCUCCCUGAGGCGCUGGCGGCGACGCUGCGGGACAUCGUCUCAAAGCUGGACCACAUUGCAGGGGCCAUGGACGGCCUCAACCGGCGCGUCAUGGCCACAGAGGAGCGCCUCAGCCGCCUCGAGGCCGCACGCACGGGCAACGCACAUGCGGCAGAAGGGCCCUUGACGUGA